Molecule: messenger RNA, 593 nt
Organism: Mugil cephalus (flathead mullet)
Lineage: Eukaryota; Metazoa; Chordata; Actinopteri; Mugiliformes; Mugilidae
Product: cytochrome c oxidase subunit 7A2, mitochondrial
Exons: 4
Coding region: 133-384 (83 amino acids)
Biological process (GO): regulation of oxidative phosphorylation; mitochondrial electron transport, cytochrome c to oxygen; mitochondrial respirasome assembly
Source: RefSeq, a predicted model, not a curated record
UAGGGGGCAGCAGAACGCGCAGGGUUGAACAAACCUGCCGUCAUUCAGCGCCACGAAGAAGACACUGAACCCGGAAGUUAAGUUUUUCCAGUGUCCUUGUGCCAGAUAAGCGGCUGUCGACCAACUGACGAGAUGUACAGACACAUGUUUGCCCUGCAGCAGGUGGCCCGACGGACCAUCUCCAGCUCUGCCCGCCGGCAGGCGGAGAACAAAGUCCCAGAGAAACAGAAGCUGUUUCAGGAGGACAACGGGAUCCCUGUCCAUUUAAAAGGAGGCGCUAGUGAUGCUCUCCUCUACAGGACCACGAUGUCCCUCACCCUCCUGGGAAUCGGUUACGUGUUUUAUGAGCUGGUGAAGGCGGCGUUUCCUCAGAAGAGAGACUGACUCUUCUCCUCCGGCCGUUCGCCUCCUCUCUCUUACCUCCGUCGCUCUCUCUCUUUGGUCUUUGUUGUAUGAACCGAUGCAGUUUACCUCCGACUUCUACCAGUUCCAUGUUCACGGGAUCAAUAUUUAUUUGUUGUAGUCAGUAAAUUGAUGACCUGAGGAUCAAACAGUGGAAAUAAAACUAAAUAAAAGCCUCUCAUGACCAAGAA